CACCGCCUUGGGGUUAUUGGGUUUCUUUCUUUGAACCAUCUAGAGAUAUUCGUUAGUUUAAUUAGAGGGAAAAAUUUUAAGUAUGGUUGUGACUUGUGACUGAUCUUGUUUUAUUAUUCAAUGCAUGGCUACUUUGUUUAAUUGAAGCUCUAUAACUUGAGACAGCUAAUAUCAUUUAUCUGUAUAAUUAUUUGCUAAAAAGGGUAUAUUAUAGUAUCCUUUUGUUCCUUUAUAUAUAUAUAUUACCUUGUCCAAGGUUUUCCCAUCAUCAUUCUAUGUCCUUUCGUUAUGAUCCCUGAACUGAAGUCUAAUCCAAACUGAUUCAACAUUGGCCUCCCUGGAAAGAGGAGUUUCCUCAAGUACCACAAGCAGACAAAGGGUGUCGUUACUGUAGAAAAGUGAAGUAGAAAUUGAUGUAAAGGAAAAGAAGAAAAAAACAGAGCCAGACUGUGCAUAGCUUCCGUGUGUCUUUGGGGCUGUAGCUAAGUAGUAAUUUACUUUCAUGGGUGAAUUUCUUGUGGAUGCAACAGUGUUUGAAGAUAAGAAGAUGGGAGAGGGUGCUGCUGCUUCCAAUCCUGCUUUGCAAGUGUCUGUUUCGUUUGGUAGAUUUGAGAACGAUUCCUUGUCUUGGGAGAGAUGGUCCUCUUUCUCUCCAAACAAGUACUUGGAAGAGGUUGAGAAGUGUGCCACACCUGGAUCAGUGGCCCAGAAGAAAGCCUACUUUGAAGCACAUUACAAGAAGGUUGCCGCCCGGAAAGCCGAAUUGCUGGCUCAGGAGAAGCAAAGGGAGAAAGAUUCUUUCGGAUCAGAAGAACAUAGUGGAAUAGAUCUGAGUGGUAACACUGAUGCAGAACAUGAUAUAUCCAACAACACUCAAGGUUCCAGUGAAGGGGUUGAGCAUGAAACCAGUUCUGCUGGUGAGAUCCAUAAGACUCAUGUUAAUGAAUCUGAGGAGGAAUUUGCAGUUUCAAGGGAUUACCAAAGUUCAUCAGUUCAGGUAGAGAACAAGGAACUGGAAAGUAGAUCACAUAGUUCCUACCAGAUAGAUGAACCUGAAAAUGUAUGCAAGAAACAAGUGGAAAGUCCUAACAACAACAUUGAAGCUGAAGAUGUGAAGGAAAUUUCACAUGUUGUGUACAAGGAGACAGGAAAGGCUUCAGAAGGUGAAGUAAAAGAUGUGAAAUUGAAUCAUCCAAAGGAAUCUAAGGUUAAGUCUGUGAGUAAGGGUAGCAAUGCAGCCAGGACUAAGAAGAAAUCAAUGCUACCUACUUCUAAGGCAUCCCCAAUUUCAACACCAAAAAGUUCAAAGCCUGCAUCAACAACUCCUACCAAAACAGUGACACCUGCUUCUUCAACUAGAAAGGGAAGCUCUCCAUCUUUGACUAGGAGGCAAAUUACUUCUAGUGGGGAGAGCAGAAAAUUUGCUAACAAACCUUUGCACAUGUCUUUGAGCUUGGCUCCAAGUAAUCCUGAUCCAGCUCCUCAAAGUACCAUGAGGAGAUCUUUAAUUAUGGAGAACAUGGGGGAUAAGGACAUAGUCAAACGAGCAUUUAAGACAUUCCAGAACAGUUUCAACCAGCCAAAAACUUCUGUUGAAGACAAAUCUUUGAUAAAGAAGCAGGUUCCUUCAAGGGGAACUGUGUCAAAGGUUCCAACAUCUACAACUUUGAGGAAAGAAAAUGGACGGCCGACUAAGGUUGAGAAUUUGUAUCAAAGUGGAAAUGCUGUACGAACUACUUUGGGUCCAAAAAGAGACAUUAGAGCAGAGAAAGGGAAAGAGUCUUCAAGAAAAAUAGAAGAAAAAUCUAACACAAAAGGGGUGGAAAGAACACGUCUUCAAUCAAAAGUGAAGGAGGAAAAAGAGGCAGAGAUGAAAAGGCUAAAACAUAAUGUCAAAGGCACAUCCUCACCAGCUUUUAACCGUGGUCAAAAAGUAGUGAAAAGUCGUCCUGAAAAGGGUGAUGCUAAAACUUAGAAUCCUUGGUGGCCCCACAGGUGCUAAAGAUAAAGAGAGCAGAAGGAGAAAAGAGGUUAAUACACCAGUGUGUCAGGUAGAUCUGAAUGUUCAGGGGAAAUGUUUGUGGAAUCAGUUCAACGCCAUGAUAUUCUUGUUCAGUAAACAACAGCAGCACAAUCUUCUAGUUAAAUAUAGGAGCUUAUGAUUAUGAACAUUGUGAGGAGUAGAAGGAAGGAGAAGGCAUAAUUUAUUGAUGAUAAUUUUCUUCCUCGCGCCCCUCUUUAGGCAAUAUGUUGGUUAGAAAAUAAAAUUGAAUAAAUGUUUGUGAUGUUAAAAUGUGCAUAUAUCUCUUGCAAUUGAUUGCAUCAUUUUUCUUCUUUUCUAUCCGUCCUGUGGGUGCUUGAUAUGGUUUUUAACGUGUUGUAGACCAUGUAUCUCUAAGAGUUCAACUCAUCCAUCUCUCCAUAAACGUGCAAAGAUGCAAGACAUUGUUACAUUGGGAAACAUGAUUGAAGAAUUUUCAGAAUCAAGGAACAAGACUAAUUAAGUGGGUUACACAAUGCAGAUUAAGUUCAGUAUCAAAUGUUCUCUGCAAUGUACACUAACGGAAGUAAAUAUUGCUGACUAUGCUACCUAUACGUGGAAAAACUCUUCUGCUAGCUAUUUCAAUAUUUGAACAAUUGUACAGAUAGGCAUAGGCUCUCCUACUUUUUUCCUUUUGUUUUUCUUAUUAUCCUUUCUUUUCUACCCCCUCCCUAUAUACGUAGUUGAGUAUAAAGGGAAAAAAACCUGUGUAAAUGAGUACAGUUAUUUAGUUGUCUAAUAAUAGUUUUGCAUGUACCCAAA
Glycine soja is the source of this 2803-nucleotide messenger RNA. Its product is annotated as protein WVD2-like 7. The coding region runs from base 503 to 1975 and encodes 490 amino acids. The record is from RefSeq and is a predicted model, not a curated record. NCBI's taxonomy places the organism in Eukaryota, Viridiplantae, Streptophyta, Magnoliopsida, Fabales, Fabaceae. The transcript is spliced from 10 exons.